Messenger RNA from Quercus lobata, 2387 nucleotides. Its product is annotated as DUF1336 family protein (DUF1336). Lineage: Eukaryota; Viridiplantae; Streptophyta; Magnoliopsida; Fagales; Fagaceae. The coding region runs from base 421 to 2091 and encodes 556 amino acids. The record is from RefSeq and is a predicted model, not a curated record. The transcript has 10 exons.
GGAAAGCUAAACUCACAUACAUUACUUGUGUUAAAAAACAACAUCUAUAACAUAUAUUGUGAUAUAAAUAGAAAAAACCAUCGUGAUCCUCAUUUAUUAUCUUCUCCUUCUUUGUUUAGAUUCUCAUUUAAAAAGAGAAGCAAGCAAAGGAGGGGGAGCUUCUUUUCUCACUUGCUUCUUAUUGGAUACCACAUUGUCGGACCCACCCAUUAAAUCUAUUUCUCUUUCUGUAUUGGGUUGCAGAGAGAGAGACAUAGCUGUACCAUCUUCUUGAAGAUCUGCCACCAAGAUACGUUUUUGUGGUGGCACAUUGACUUCUUGCAAGUCCUUUCUGCUAGGUAGCUGAUUCUUUUGACAAGAAUACUUUUGGUGAUCAGAAGUUCAAACGGUGAUCAGAAGUUCAACAGUGAACAGGUUAUAAUGGGUGCUUGUGUAUCCACGCCAUCUAAAAAUAUUAAAUCACGAAAGAAACACCAUCACCGGUUCAGGAAACGGCAUGGAAAAUUUUCUAAGAAAUUCCCUGAUGGCACCAAGAAAAGGAAGAGUGAUGCAGGAAAUCGGUUAACAGAUUAUGCUUUAAGUGAGUUUGUUCACAUGGACUUUGAGAAGGGUGCAACAACUACUUGCAGAAGGUCAGAGGUUUCCAAUUCAACAUUCCAUCUCACUCAGCUGCAAUGGCACCACAGUCAAUAUGACACAAAUGUAAUUUGCCAAGAGGAUGCUUGGUUUGACUCAGUCAGUAUUCUGGAUUCUGAUUCGGAUGAUGACUUCAUCAGUGUACAUGAAGAUGGUUUUCAAUCGGUAGGCAGUGCAAUUGGGAAUAUUUCAAGUGGCCAAGUGCUUCAGUAUGAAAGAUCAGCAUGCCUUAUGGAUAGCUUGUGCAAGUAUGAAGAAUACCAUGAAAGAUAUCUGAAAAUUGAUGGAGGUAAAUCAGAGAAAUUUAGUACCCAGGGUUAUGAGCUUUCUCGCUUAGGAAAGGCUGAUGAAGUUUGCAGCAAGAGGGAGAAAAUGAUAGAUCAUUCUUAUGGAAGCUUUAAAGGUCUAAAAGAGGAUAGACGUGAUUCUAAAGAGAAAAUUCAAGGCUUGCCUAAGCUGUUUUCUUCUUACAGUUUCAAUGACAAGGUUCUAAACCCACCAAGUAUGGGUCCCCAGGCUCAGAGAAAGCAAUCAGCAGUUUUCAGGCUUUCUUUCAAGAGGAAAUCCUGUGAUGGAGAAGAAGCCAUCAAACAUUGUCAAUCAAAAAGAUACUUGUACUGUCCAAGAGCUGGACAUGUAAUUCCACGUUGUACAGGAGAGAAGUUGACCCCAGGAUGUUGGUCUGAGAUUCCACCCUCAACUUUUAAACUGCGUGGUGAAAGUUAUUUCAAAGAUAAGCGGAAGUCACCCGCUCCAAAUAACAGUCCAUACACUCCAAUAGGUGUUGAUUUAUUUGUCUGCCCGAAGAAGAUAGAUCACAUUGCCCAACACAUUGAGCUUCCUAAUGUGAAAGCGAAUGACAAAGUGCCCUCACUCCUUAUUGUAAAUAUCCAGUUGCCUACUUAUCCUGCUGCAAUGUUCCUUGGUGAUAGUGAUGGGGAAGGGAUGAGUCUUGUACUAUACUUCAAAGUUUCUGAGAAUCUAGACAAAGAAAUCUCUCCCCAAUUUCGGGAAAGCAUCAAGAAAUUGGUUGAGGAUGAUAUGGAGAAGAUUAAAGGAUUUGCAAAAGAUUCCACUGUUCCUUUUAGAGAAAGGCUAAAGAUCAUGGCUGGGGUCGUUAAUCCUGAGGAUCUUCACUUGAGUUCUACUGAAAGGAAGCUUGUUCAGGCUUAUAAUGAAAAGCCUGUACUUUCACGGCCUCAGCACAAUUUUUAUAAAGGUCCUAACUAUUUUGAAAUUGAUCUGGACAUUCAUCGCUUCAGCUACAUAUCAAGGAAGGGACUUGAAUCAUUCCGAGAACGUCUGAAAAAUGGAAUACUUGAUCUGGGUUUAACAAUCCAGGCACAAAAACAGGAAGAACUGCCAGAGCAAGUACUGUGCUGUUUGAGAAUGAACAGAAUUGAUUUUGUUGAUAAUGGUCAAAUACCAACACUCGUGAGCCUGGAUGAAGAUUGAUACGGAUGAUUAGAUGCAGGGUAGCAUAUAAAAGAUACGGACACUCGACAGCAUUAUGUACACAUUGAAGUCUCUGCAUUUCUGCCACAUGUAGAAGUAAAGAAAAGUCCAAAAUAAUAUAUAUAUAUAUGAAGCGUUCUUUUGUUUUGAAUAUAUAAUCAUGUCCACAUCUAUAUGCUUGUGCUACUAUACGUAUGUUAUAUAUGGACCUGGGCCAUAAUUUGUAUUGGUACAAAGCGGUCAACAGUAACACAAAAGAUGAACUAGUAAUACUAACUUGUAAGUUCGUGUAGUAA